Messenger RNA from Actinia tenebrosa (Australian red waratah sea anemone), 1825 nucleotides. RefSeq names its product protein OSCP1. Lineage: Eukaryota; Metazoa; Cnidaria; Anthozoa; Actiniaria; Actiniidae. Gene Ontology annotation, biological process: transport. The record is from RefSeq and is a predicted model, not a curated record. Gene Ontology annotation, cellular component: plasma membrane; cytoplasm.
UGUGUUUACAUUUGUCUCGUCUUGUUGCCUACAACAACAACAUCUAACUCACUUCGAAGAUUCAACCGCGAAAAAUGUCCUUAAGAACCCUUCCAAUACUCUUCCUUAACCUUGGAGGAGAGAUGUUAUAUAUCCUAGACCAAAGGCUACGAGCUCAAGCCAUCCCAGAGGAAAAAGCAAAGAAAGUAAUGCAUGAUAUUGUUGGCACAAUGUUCAACAAGCGGUUUGUAGAAGAGCUCUUCAAACCCCAAGAUACCUAUUCCAAGAAAGCCAUGCGAACUGUGUUUGAUCGCCUGGCGCAUGCAUCCAUCAUGAGACUCAACACCGCCAGCAUGGAUAAGCUGUAUGACUUGAUGACCAUGGCUUUCAAAUACCAGGUGUCAUUGUGUAUGAGACCUUCAGAUGUUCUUCUUGUUACCUAUAACCACAUGGAUUCAAUAAGAAGCUUUGUGUCAGACAACCCUACCAUCAGUACACAAGUUGAAAAUGUCUAUAAACAUCUCUACGAGACCUAUGCAGACCUUAGCCUGGGUCAGUUCCAGGUUGUGCGUCAAACUCUUCUGACAUUCUUUCAAGACAUGCAUAUCAGGGUGUCAAUCUUUUUAAAAGAUAAAGUACAGAACUCUAAUGGCAGAUUUGUUAUUUCUAUUGAUGGGCCUGUACCUUGGGAUACUGAAGUACCCGGACCUAUAAGAUAUUUUGGUGACAAUGGACAGGUUACCAAGACAAUGCAUUUUUCAAGUGGUUGUCAACACCACUUGACUGACAAACCUGGCUCGUUUGAAUUACUAGGUGAUCGUGUAAUUAAAUUAGGAACAAACAUGUAUACAGUAUCGAGAUCAAUAGAGACGUCUGUGGCAUCAAGUUCACAAAAUGUGAAACAGAAUACCACUAGUAGUACAUCAGUACAAACGGACCAGGAGCCUUCGGAUAGUCCCAACCUACUGGCAAAGGAAGAAUUGAACCUGUUAGCCCGACUUGUAGGAGGAGGAGGAGGAAGUCCUAGUAAAGGUCAGGGAUUCCGUAUAAAUCUUUUCAAUACAGACGAAGAAGAAGAAAUUGCUGCUUCUACUCCAACUAGAGGAGAAGAUUCCCACAAAGUUAUUAAAAUCGACGCCACUAAGAAACAACAACGGCAAGAGCUGUCACAGCUGAUGGAUGAGUUUUCGAUAGAAGAAUCUGGCGCAGACCGGACAAAAGGCGACGACCUCCUCGAUCUAAUGGACCAAGCGUGAAGACUAUACACCGCUCACACCACACUUAUUUAUUUAAUUCCAAAGGUUUUAUUUGCAGUUGCAAAAAUAUGAUUGAAAAGGAUGGGUGAAAUGAAUAAUAAAAUUCGAUAUUUGUAUAGGAAAUCGCACGAUCCCGAGUACAAUUCGGAAUUUAUAGGUACGAGUGAUGCUUUGAAAGUUUUCAAACUUGGACGAGGUUUUAGGCGAGUUCAAUUUGAGAACUUUCAAAACAUCACGAGUAUCUAUAAAUUCCGAAUUGUACGAGAAGAUUGUGCGUUUUUUUGCUUAUGAUACACUCAGGGGAAAUUGAGCAAAAAUUAGGACUCUACAGAGUACAAUUUGGGAUUUAAUUGUACUCCUCUUGUCCAAUCAGAAUCGAGUAAUUUUGUAGAGUGUAUUAUAACAGCACAAAAAAGAAUAGAAAUCUUAUUGGAAUUUUCACAUUAUUUCUCGUUUCAAAAAUCUGGGAUUUUGGCUAUCUGUUUAGGUCGCAAUAUUCUAGAGAAAGCUUGUGACAAUUUAUGAUUUAGAGUGAUGUAAGAAGUUCACAUCAAGAGUUGUCUAGAGAAACGUUUUUGUUGUUACUGUUA